AAUUAUACUGAAUUUUCCUGUCAUGUACACUUCCCUGCCACUUCACUCACGAAAUGUAUGUUUAUUUAUCGAAAUUGACAUGAUAUGAAUAUGAAUCAUUCAAAUUUCAUUGAAACCUUGAGUAUGGGAAUAUAAAAAAUCAAUAUUUCCCAUUUCCAAUUUGAAAAAUAUUCAAGAAUGUAUAAAUAGUUCAGUUUCAAGAAGAUGUGGGUCUUUGGAUAUGGAUCCUUGAUAUGGAAAGUAGAUUUUCCAUAUGAGGUGAAAAUAUUGGGUUAUAUAAAAGGAUUUACAAGAAAAUUUUACCAAUACAGUACAGACCAUAGAGGAACUCCCGAAAAUCCUGGACGGGUAGUAACAUUAUUACCAGCAGAAAAUAAUUCCCGGGUUUAUGGUAUAGCAUAUAAGAUUCCUAACUCUGAUAUUGAGCAAGUGGUCAACCAUUUGGAUUAUAGAGAAAAAGGUGGUUAUGAAAGACAAUCAAUAAUAUUCCAUCCAAUUGAUGAAAACGAAAAACCAUUUGAGAUAACUAUUUAUUUAGCCAGCCUUGACAAUUUCAAUUAUGCUGGACCUGCUGAUUUAAAGGAUAUUGCUGAACAAAUUCUGAGGUCUAAUGGACCCAGUGGACCCAAUAUUGAUUAUGUGUCCAAUUUAGCUGAAUCUAUGAGGACACUUUUUCCUUAUGUACAUGAUGAACAUCUCUUUGAGCUUGAAAAAAUACUUAUUGAAUUGAAAAAACCAAACAGUAUAUUAUGUAACAGUAAAUAGUCUCCUUUUAUUAAUUAAAUUUCAUUUAUACACUUGACUGAAAUAAAAUCAUCCA
Phaedon cochleariae (mustard beetle) is the source of this 820-nucleotide messenger RNA. The record is from the annotation of a GenBank genome assembly. NCBI's taxonomy places the organism in Eukaryota, Metazoa, Arthropoda, Insecta, Coleoptera, Chrysomelidae.